GGCCGGGAAACACAGCGUCAUUGGCGGAUACGUCGUCAGAGAGCAACCCCUUCUUCCCCUCGUCCACGCCUCUCAUCCUUUCAUCAUCAUCUCACGUCAGCAGUGGAAUAGAAGUUCCGCCUAGCGAUACCAAAUAGGAUUGUCGUCAAAUAACAAACACACAACGUGACAAAUGGAGCCGCUCGCCAGGAUGACGGAUGGCGGCUGUCACGCCGAUGCUAGUCAUAACAACGCCCGCCUUUACGUGUUCCGCCGUUUAGCCCGCGUCCUUAUCCGCGCCUGCGCUUGCUGACUGAUGUGCUGUGUGUGUGUUUGCGCGCAGACGGCUAGCAAGCUACGGGUCGCGGAUAACAAGACCGACCCAAAAACACAAUGAGCUCAGCUGUAAUCUGUCUUGUCUGGACACACACACACGCACACACACACGCGUUGCUAAGGAAGUCAAGGCCAGUCAGGCUAAUAAUAACAAUCAGCAAGUAAUAAUAGUAAUAAUCUUCACGGCAAACAAAGUGCGUCAAACAGGAAGAAUUAAGAGGGUAGUUUAACGUCAUUGUCAAACCCAAACACACCUCAUACCUUUAGAUGCCACCAGAGGGUGCUACUCACCAGAAUGUACAAAGUACAAACAGAAUUUUUCAUUUGAGAAUUUUUUGUUUGUUAUUGACAUAAAUUGCAGUGGCAUUACAUUUGUUGUGUUUUCCGAUUAUUGUCGCGUUCGUUGUUACGAUAUUUGUUGUCUGUUAGCAUCCAUUGUGUUAUGUUGUAUACCUUAUGUCAGUUUUCCUUUCAUUGUUCCGUUUUUUUUUUUUUUUUUUUAAUUUUCAUUUGUUUUGUUAUGUUGAUCACGUUAUAUUUUUUCGUGUUGGAAAUUGGGUUUUCUUUCUUGUUGUUUUACACUUGUUGAGAAGCAUUUGGUUUUUCACAUCAGUUGUUAGUUGUGACAAAAACACAAGCUGAAAACACUUCCAAAGAGCUGCUGUCGGCCACAACUCUCACUCGGACGCUCGCACGCAGACUAACUUCAUAAACUGACUUCAUAAGAGAAACUUCAUAAAAGCAGUUUAAGAGUAGUCUAUUCAUUUUAUUUUUAGCAGCGAGAAAUUUUGACAGAAAUCAUAAAAAUAAGAAAUUUUUAACUAUCCCCAAAAAAUGUUUUAAUCUUGGUCUUGAAAAGGGCUGAUAUUGGCCGAUUAAAUUGCCCUGCCGACAAUCUGCUGCCUGGUGGGCGGUGCCUGAUAUGUAAAUUAGCUUGUCUUAACGCUCUUCAUCAUUUCAAAACGUUAAAAACUAUCCUGCCACUUUUUUAACAAGAAAAAAAAGUCAAGUUUUCAUCUUUCCCGUGUCAGUUUGCAAGUUCAAAGUUCACAUGUAGGUUGCGCGUCACCAGGGACAAUGUGUGUGCACGCGCCUGUGUGCGCGUGUGUCAGUGGUCCGAGAAAAGAGAGUGGGGGGUGUGAGCGGCACACGGUCACGUGCUGCUUUUUUUGGCUGUGGAGGCGCGCAGGACGCGCAGGACACAUCAUCUUCCUCUGCUUCUUCAUCCUCCUCUUCUUUGGGGUCGAAGAGUGGGAGAGAGCAAGAGAGGGAGAACAAGAAAGAGAGAGACAGGGCUUGCGUGUGUGUGUGCGUGUGUGUGUGUUCCUCCAUGAAGAAGAAGAAUCGAGGUCGGACGUCAGCGCUCCUCAGCCGCACACACGCACGCAGCCUCACCGUACCGACGGCGUGGCGCCAUGCUGAAGCCGGGCGAGGCAUCGGCGGCGGCGGCGGCGGCGGCGUCGGCCUUCCUCAAAGUGGACGCGUCGUCCUACCUGCAUCACUGGCAGCAGCUUUUCCCGCACACCCCGCUCAAGCCGCCCCUACCCGCGCCCUCGGGACCCCCCCACUGCACCUCGUCGGGGGCCGCCCUGGCGCCCGCCUCCUCCUCCUCCUCCAUGGUGGUGGCCCAACUUCCUCUCGGCCAGCACAUGGCGCUCUAUGGGCAGGCCCUGGCUCCGGUGGGCCCCGGGGGUCCCGGAGGGGAUGCGGUGGGGGUGGGCCCCCCUGCUGAGAACCCCGCGUUGGGACGCCUGCUGCAGGUGAAGGAGCAGAGCUGCGGGGGCGUCGGGGUGGUAUCGUCCAGCGUGAAGAGCGUCAGCGGCGAGGAAGGCGGCAGGACGUCCAGCACCGUGCAGACCGGGGGCAGGAUGAAGCUGACCGCCGAGGAGUUGGACUACUUCCUCUACGGGCAACAGAGGAUGGAGAUCAUACCCAUCAGCAGCCACAACACCGACGUCAACAACCGCUGCGACAUGUGCGCGGACAACCGUAAUGGCGAGUGUCCCAUGCACGGACCGCUUCACUCCCUGCGGAGGCUGGUGGGCACCAGCAGCGCCACCCCGGCACCGCUCACUCUUCCCGACGUUCCCGACUGGCUCAGAGAGCUGCCCCGAGAGGUGUGUCUGUGCACCAGUACACUCCCCGGUUUGGGUUACGGAAUCUGCGCCGCACAGAGAAUUCCCCAGGGUACCUGGAUCGGACCCUUCCAGGGCACCCCCCUCAUGCUGGACAAAGUCCGCUGCGGAGGCACCAGGAACACGCGGCACUUGUGGGAGAUUUAUGACUCCGAAGGAACGUUGUGUCACUUCCUGGAUGGCAACGAUCCGACGAAAUCGAGCUGGAUGAGGUACAUCCGAUGCGCCCGACACUGCGGAGAGCAGAACAUGAUGGUCGUUCAGUACAGGUCGAGCAUCUUCUACCGGGCGUGCCUGGACAUCCCUCGAGGAAGCGAGCUCCUCGUUUGGUACAACGAUUCGUACACUUCCUUCUUCGGAAUUCCGCUGCAGUGUGUCGCUCAGGAUGAAAACCUGAACGUCCCCGCGUCUGUUUCGGAGGUGAUGUCUCGCCAGGAGUCCUUACUACAGCAACAACAACAAGCACCCUUUGGCAAGAGCGGCAAAGCCACGGCGUCCUUGUCGUCGUCCGUGCGCUCCAUGGUGUUUCCUCAGAUGUCGUGCAGCAGAGGUUUCUCCGUGCUGGACAAGAGCGGAGCGCCCUUCCCUUCAUCCGAGUCGUCCUUUAGCCAGCUGUCCUCCAAGAACCAAAGAGUCUUGGCCAGUCCCACGUCCACCAGCCAGCUCAGCAGCGAGUUCAGCGACUGGCAUCUGUGGAAGUGCGGACAGUGUUUCAAGACCUUCACGCAGAGGAUCCUGCUACAGAUGCACGUCUGUCCGCAGAACCCAGACAGGCCGUACCAGUGCGGCCACUGCUCGCUGUCCUUCUCACAGCCAUCGGAGUUGCGCAACCACGUGGUGACGCACUCCAGCGACCGGCCCUUCAAGUGCGGCUACUGCGGACGCGCUUUCGCCGGCGCCACCACGCUCAACAACCACAUACGCACACACACCGGCGAGAAGCCCUUCAAAUGCGAGCGCUGUGAUCGCAGUUUCACUCAGGCCACCCAGCUGAGCCGUCACCAGAGAUUACCCAACGAAUGUAAACCCAACAGCGAGGGAUCAGUGGGAGGAGACUCCAUAGAGGUGGACUAGAAUGCAAGGCAGGUCGGCAGAACUCAAAUCUCACCGGCCCCAACCAAAUUCUCCCUUUGGCCGCCGUCUUCAUUGCGAGCUUUUCUACCGCUGCUCACAUCCAACGAGACUUUCGCUACGCAUGGAAUUACCUUACAGCACAAUAACACAUUUCUUCCACAGUUCUACAAAAAAAAUGUUUCACUGAUGUUGUACCAAAGUUCUUCCACAGUGUUACAGAAGUCCUACCAAUGUUCCAGCAUUUUUUUUGUUUGUUUUUUUACCAAAAGCUACCACCAAACUACUACCAAUGUCAUACCAAAGCUCCUGUGAAUUAAUUUCUACCAAAGUUCAACUGCUUCCAAAGUUCUCAAAGGUUUUACUGUAGUUCUUUCGAUUUCCAAGUCUACUUAUGUUGGGCCAGCAUUCUACUAUAGUGCUACACUACCAAAGUUCCACAAGAUUUAUUUAACCCUGUUUUUCUUUUUUUUGUCAACCAAGGUUUGCCUAAAGUAUACGAAGGUUCUGCUAGAAUUGUAAUUGUACUGGUGACACCAAAGGUCUACCAAAUUUCCUUCAAUGUUACACCAAAGUUCUACCAAAGUUGUCCUAUUUCUUCUGGUUAUACCAGACGUCUGUCUACCACUAGUAUACUGAAGUUAAACUAAUCAUCAACCCAACUUCUUUGAAGGUUAUGCAAGGUUUUUCCCAAAAGGAUGUUUCACCAAAGUCUAUGAACACAUUCUGCAAAGGCUACACCAAAGUUUUUUCCAAAUUGUAUCAGAAUGAUACUUGUUAUACCAAAGAGUAACCCAGCUGAAAUGCUGCCAAUGUUAGGUUCCGACAAAUUUACCCAAUAGUUCUCAAUUUUCACAUACUCGCUAAACUUGUAAGUUCUACCAAAGCGCCACAAGUUCCAAAGUGCUACAAUAUGAUUGCUGAAAUUUUACAACUGUCCUCAUGAUCAACUUGAGCUCCACCAAAGUUCUACAAAAUAUCCAGCAGCAUUCCACUACUGUUCUACUUAAGUUCUUCUAAGGUUCUGUGGUCUGUCAAGAAGGAACAACUUCAAGAGGGCACCGCGGCUAGGACCUUUCCUCUCGAAUGAGACGACGGAAGGUUUGACGCCUCACAAGCACACCAAAGAUUGUCUGACAUCAUGUAGGUAAAAAAAAAAUAUUUAAAAAAGGAGGCGGAGACGCUAAAGCAAACGUCAUGAACAUUUAAAAAAGAAAAAAAGAUAUUUAUCUUGUGGCGGCACUUUGACUUAUUUAACUUUGUGCAUACUUCGCUUCACACAUGACCUUGUCUUCCAUUUAUAUCAUCCAAUUAUGUGUUUUUUUUAGUGUGUUUUUGUACCAAAAAGAAGAAAAAGCACACUUGACACAGCAGUUUUACAGGCCUUUGACAUCAUUGAUCUAUUUUUUGGGAUUUUUUGCAAAUUAUCCACUCACUUUCUGUCUCAGAGCUGAACUCACGAAAUGAACAAUAAAGUUGGGAAUACAAGCGUAUAGGAUUAUCUUUUGGUUUGGGGUGUUGAAUAAUUUUUUCACCUUUAUCUGCUCAGAAAGUAGGUCCACGCCUACCGAUAAAUGGGACGAAAUUGAGCGUUCUUCUUUUUGGUCAAAAUUCCAAUUAUCAGGUGGUGUGAGUGGUUUCUCCUUGAUAAUUUGCUAAAACAAAAAAAAGUAGGUUACAUACAUGCUGAUAAUUGGACCUUUGGAGGAUCAAUUCUCCCUUGUCAGCAAGUGAAUGAGUUGCCUGAGAUAGGAAGUGGUUGCGAAAGGUUUGUAUGUAUGAAAAAAAAAACAUGUCAAAGAAACGAUGCUGUUUGUCUCGCUCACGUUUGCAUGAUUUGAAAUUAAAAACGUAAGACCUGAAGAAAACGAGGUCUAAAAUAAA
Molecule: messenger RNA, 5405 nt
Organism: Syngnathus typhle (broad-nosed pipefish)
Lineage: Eukaryota; Metazoa; Chordata; Actinopteri; Syngnathiformes; Syngnathidae
Gene: prdm6
Product: PR domain containing 6
Exons: 11
Coding region: 1731-3524 (597 amino acids)
Cellular component (GO): nucleus
Molecular function (GO): histone methyltransferase activity; protein binding
Source: RefSeq, a predicted model, not a curated record